AUGUCGCAACAACCAAUAUCGCUUCGUUAUCAAGUAAGAGAUUUGUACAAAAGGGUAAUUCCAGUACUUGACAAGGAGUAUCCACUAGGUUAUUCAUAUUUUCGUCCAAGGUUAAAAAAGGCAUUCUUGAAAAAUCGCGAUUUAGCAAAUGACGAUGAAAUAAAAAAUGCAAUUGGCACUGGUGAAUACGUUGUUAAAGAGCUAGAGGCAUUAUACUAUCUAAAGAAAUAUCGAACACUUAAGAGAUCGUAUUAUUGA
Acaulospora morrowiae is the source of this 258-nucleotide messenger RNA. NCBI's taxonomy places the organism in Eukaryota, Fungi, Glomeromycota, Glomeromycetes, Diversisporales, Acaulosporaceae. The record is from the annotation of a GenBank genome assembly.